AUGGCGACAUCUGCAAGAGAUAUAGGUUUCGGCAGGGAUGCCGCGAGCCUGGGUACUUCGCAAGGCCAGAGCUUUUCAACUUCACCAAACACGUCUUUCCAAUCCGCUCCGUCUAGCCAUGGUGGCUCGGCUUUCACAACCCGCGUGGCUCCGUCUCUCAAUGCAAAGCACCUAAAACCUUUUGCCACCGAGGAUAUCAAGGUCUUGCUCCUAGAAAAUGUCAACCAGACAGGUCGUGAUAUUCUAAACAAGCAAGGAUACCAAGUAGAGUUUCUCAAGUCAUCGCUCCCCGAGGAUCAACUUAUAGAGAAGAUUCGAGACGUUCAUGUGAUCGGAAUUCGUUCGAAGACAAAGUUGACGGAGCGUGUGUUAAAGGAAGCACGUAAUCUCAUAGUUAUUGGUUGCUUUUGCAUUGGAACAAAUCAGGUCGACCUCCAGUAUGCAGCGGAGCAUGGCAUCGCAGUAUUUAAUUCUCCGUUUAGCAAUUCUCGGAGCGUGGCCGAACUGGUCAUUUGUGAGAUCAUUGCUCUCGCUCGUCAGCUUGGCGACCGUUCCAAUGAAAUGCACAAUGGCACGUGGAACAAGGUCAGCAACAAGUGUUGGGAGAUAAGGGGGAAAACACUAGGAAUUAUUGGAUAUGGCCACAUUGGAUCCCAGCUAUCGGUUUUGGCAGAGUCCAUGGGCAUGUCGGUUGUUUAUUAUGACGUGGUAAAUCUCAUGGAAUUGGGUACGGCCCGCCAAGUUUCAACACUGGAGGAUCUCCUAUCCGAGGCGGAUUUCGUUACAUGCCAUGUACCCGAGCUUGCUGAAACAAAAAACAUGCUGGGACAGAAACAAUUUGAGCUCAUGAAAGAUGGUAGCUAUUUGAUCAAUGCCAGCAGAGGAACUGUCGUCGAUAUACCUGCCCUGGUACACGCGAUGCGGUCUGGCAAGAUUGCUGGUGCUGCACUUGAUGUGUAUCCAAACGAGCCUGCGGGAAAUGGUGACUACUUCAACAACGAUCUUAACACCUGGGGAACAGAUCUCCGUGCUCUCAAGAAUCUAAUUUUGACCCCACACAUCGGCGGUAGCACCGAGGAGGCGCAGCGUGCGAUUGGCGUUGAGGUGGCAGAGGCUUUAGUCAGAUAUGUGAAUGAGGGCACAACUUUGGGCGCGGUCAAUCUCCCGGAGGUCGCUCUUCGUUCCCUAACCAUGGAUGAACCAGAUCAUGCUCGGGUUAUCUAUAUUCACCACAAUGUCCCGGGUGUUCUACGGAAAGUCAACGAGAUCCUCGGUGAUCAUAAUGUCGACAAGCAAAUGACGGAUAGUAGAGGUGAUGUUGCCUAUCUGAUGGCCGAUAUCAGCAACGUCGAUAAUACGACGAUCAAGGACUUAUACGAAAGACUUGAAAGCCUCUCAUCCCGGAUAAUGACGAGAAUAUUGUAUUAA
Molecule: messenger RNA, 1428 nt
Organism: Aspergillus puulaauensis
Lineage: Eukaryota; Fungi; Ascomycota; Eurotiomycetes; Eurotiales; Aspergillaceae
Gene: SER3
Product: D-3-phosphoglycerate dehydrogenase
Exons: 7
Coding region: 1-1428 (475 amino acids)
Molecular function (GO): oxidoreductase activity, acting on the CH-OH group of donors, NAD or NADP as acceptor; NAD binding
Source: RefSeq, a predicted model, not a curated record